GGUCGGCUCGCGCGGAGUUUCAUUCAUGAGCGCCGGGGCUGCCAGCGGGGAGCGAGCAGUCGAGAGCGGUCGAACACAGUCCGCGCCUUCAGUGUGCGCCGAGCGAGAGUCCGUGCGACGUUUACCGGUCCAGCUAAGACGAGCGAUAGAUAGAGAUAGAGAGACAUAGAGACAUAGAGUGAGCGAGCGAUUGGCACGACGAGGAGCACCAGCCGGCGAUGCACCGCCGCUGACGCUCGCACCCGCGAUCGCGCGACAGUGAAGCGUCUUCGUCGGGGGGCGCGCGCGCCCUCCCCCAGGUCCUCCGCGAGCAUCCCGGGCUCGUCGACGUUCUCACGAGGAAGUCGAGGCGAUCAGCCGUCACCGCCACUGCUGCCACUGCCGCGCUCGUCGCCAAGGAGAGAGUGGGAGAAGCGAGGAGCGGGCCACUCGCCGAGCGAGGAGAAUCGCCGGAGCCGCUUCAGAGAACAUGGAUAUGGAAUCAUUGUAUGACUACGGAGAAGAGGAACAAGACUUUUACGAAGAAACUCCUGGUGCAAGAAAAGGAUAUCCUAUUGAUCACAGAUCCAUAAAACGGGAUGCGCGCGGCGUGGGUGGCUUGCUGGGCUGCAGCAGCAUCGCCGGCGGCGGCAUAGGCGGCAUAGGCGGCAUGUCCGGCUCGGGCGUGAUGAUGAUGAUGGCCAAGUACAUGAAGCAGGAGCUGACCUCGGACGCGGAGGAGGAGGGCCUAGUGCCCAACAUUCCCGGCCGCUUCGCCGGGGCCUUCGCCAUGCGCAAGGUGCCUUCGCUCUCGGACCUCUCCGAUCCUGAGAGCUCCCUUGGUAAGUCCCCAUCUUAUCUUAACGGAGUCGAGGUCAACGGGAACCCCCAGGAUAGCGGAAAUGGCUCGUCUAGUAGUCCAAGGGCCGCUCUAGCCGUGGCGGAUGUUGCACUGGCAGUAAAGAGGUAG
Molecule: messenger RNA, 949 nt
Organism: Ceratosolen solmsi marchali
Lineage: Eukaryota; Metazoa; Arthropoda; Insecta; Hymenoptera; Agaonidae
Exons: 4
Coding region: 470-949 (159 amino acids)
Source: RefSeq, a predicted model, not a curated record